AUGGUCUUUGAACGCCUAGAGCACGGCAACUCCUUCCAGAAUAUUGAAGAGUUCUUUGUGACUCUCACCCAAACCUCACAGGAUUUGGACAUCAACCCUGUGGUGAGGGACAUCAUGAUGAAUCGAACCUUCACCAUCAUCAGUCUUCAUUUUGCCGACUUUGUGACCGACGACUGGGUUUCCUGGUUCACGGUGAAACUGAAUCCUCUCCUUCCCAGCUUGACAGCAGAGAUGCUCCAGACAGCAACAUUAAACACCGUCUGCAACGAAUACCACGUCAUUGUUGGGGCUCUGAGCAACGUCUUUGAGCAGAUGACUUUGUUGAGACAGCAGGAGCUCGCUCAAGUCCUGUUGGGCUACCUGAAGCAGAGACACGCCUCGCCUGCGCUGCCCUGUUUCUGUGAAUGUCUGCGUCUACUAAUGAUCGCUUUCCUGUGCAUUAUCGUUGCAGGCUCAACUUAUGGGUCCGACACCAGCAGCCUCAGUGCUUGGCUUGAGGAGAGCUUUGGCAAAUUCUCCAUCUAUGUGGAUUACAAAGACCUGCGUGAGAUCAACACGGGCUUCGACAGCUUUGAGGCGCUGGACAUUCUGAGCACUUCUCAGGUUGCUCAACUGACAAUAGAGUCUGGAGCGCUGAACAGCGCAGCCCUGAUAAACAUGGUCUUUGAACGUCUAGAGCACGGCAACUCCUUCCAGAAUAUUGAAGAGUUCUUUGUGACUCUCACCCAAACCUCACAGGAUUUGGACAUCAACCCUGUGGUGAGGGACAUCAUGAUGAAUCGAACCUUCACCAUCAUCAGUCUUCAUUUUGCCGACUUUGUGACCGACGACUGGGUUUCCUGGUUCACGGUGAAACUGAAUCCUCUCCUUCCCAGCUUGACAGCAGAGAUGCUCCAGACAGCAACAUUAAACACCGUCUGCAACGAAUACCACGUCAUUGUUGGGGCUCUGAGCAACGUCUUUGAGCAGAUGACUUUGUUGAGACAGCAGGAGCUCGCUCAAGUCCUGUUGGGCUACCUGAAGCAGAGACACGCCUCGGGCUCAACUUGCGGGUCCGACACCAGCAGCCUCAGUGCUUGGCUUGAGGAGAGCUUUGGCAAAUUCUCCAUCUAUGUGGAUUACAAAGACCUGCGUGAGAUCAACACGGGCUUCGACAGCUUUGAGUCUUUGGACCUUCUGAGCGUUUCUCAGGUUGCUCAACUGACGCUAGAGUCUGGGCGCUGA
Messenger RNA from Onychostoma macrolepis, 1224 nucleotides. RefSeq lists its product as uncharacterized. Lineage: Eukaryota; Metazoa; Chordata; Actinopteri; Cypriniformes; Cyprinidae. The record is from RefSeq and is a predicted model, not a curated record. The transcript is spliced from 9 exons. Bases 1 to 1224 code for a protein of 407 amino acids.